AUGGCGGAGUCCACCCACGAUCACCUGUUCAAGCUUCUCAUCAUUGGCGACUCAGGAGUGGGGAAGUCUUCCAUCCUGCUCCGCUUUUGCGACGAUGAGUUCAACGAGAAGCAGGCGUCCACCAUUGGCGUGGAUUUCAAGACCAAGUUCAUGCAAGUCAGAGGCAAGAAGCUCAAGCUUGCGCUGUGGGACACAGCUGGGCAGGAACGAUUCCGGACUCUGACGUCCUCGUACUAUCGAGGAGCCCAGGGAAUUAUUCUUUGCUACGACUGCACUCAGCGGAGUAGCUUCGAGCACGUGAAGUUCUGGCAGGAUGAGGUCAGGAAGUAUUCCACGAACCAGGAUGCCAUACUGAUGCUUGUCUCCAACAAGGUGGACCUGGCUGACCAGCAGGUAACCCGAACGGAGGGCGAGGAGUUCGCUUUUGCCAACUCAAUGAUGUUCAUUGAGACUAGAAAGCCCCGCGCCGAAGCAGCUACGAUCUUUUUGGUGCGCCAUGGGCAGUCCACCUGGAACCUGGCAGCCAAGCAGCUCGACAUUUGGACGAUGUUCCGCCAGGUGGACCACGCUUUGACAGCGGAAGGCGUGGCCCAGGCUUCCCGCCUACGGGACACUGCGGCAGCAGCCCUCAAGCAGGGUGACGAAGAAGCCGAGCGCUUCCUCUCUCCCAGAAGCCGAGUCUUCGCAUCGCCACUCUCCCGUGCUGUGGCAACAGCCAUUGUGGCGCUGGGAUUGCAGAGGAAGAUCACGCUGCUGCCAGACGCUCGCGAGCUGGCCUAUCCACUCUGUGGGCCAGACUCUGUGGGUGCUGCCGUUGGGCCUGACAUUCCUAUCCAAGCACUUCAGGGUAUUUGCAAGGUGGAUUCAAACUACUGCGACGCAUCAAUGACUGAACUGGCAUCCGAAAUGAUCGAUGCAUCUGCAGCGGAGAAGGUUUGGUGGAACAGAUUUCGGGAGUCCAAGAGUGAGAUGAAGCAGAGGCUUCAAAGACUUCUGCGCACUCUUCGGCCGGUGGAUAAUCUACCGCAUGCCAGCAUACUGGUUUGCCACAGCCUGUUGAUCCAGCGUCUCUUCAAAGAUUUUGCAUCGCCAGAGAUGGAGGCGGCAGCGCCGCAGUUGCUAUCGCGGCUGCGGGCAAGCAAGCUGCAGAACUGCGGCGCAGUGAAAGUCACGCUCGACGAAGACAACUUAAUCAGCAGUGCUCAGCUGGUCUUCGGCACCAAGCUGGUGCAGCUUUCCUUUCUUGAUGGUUGGAAAUCGUUUCUGCCCGCCGCCAGCAUCGACAAAAGGCAAGGCAUCAAGACAGCGUUUGAAGAGGUGGUCUUCAAAAUCCUGGACACGCCAUCGCUCCUGCAAAGCACGCAGCCUCUGGGAACACGCCAGGUGGAUGCGCAGAGCCAGCGCCAGGGCAAGCCAUGUGCAAAUGCCAUGGACUGGUGCAGCAGCUUACUUCGCGCUGCGGUUCUGCUUUGCAGUCCACAAGGAACAGCCUCAGACGUGGCAAUCAUCUCCUUGGCCACAAACGAUUACUAUGCCAGCGCCCAAGGACCGCAUGUGGACAGAGUUUUGAUGGUUCCCGAGCCAUCGCAGCUGACGAACACUUGGCGGCAGCGUUUCGUUUCUUUGGGGAUCAAGGUUGUGGACGUAAACGCGGUGCAGCCCAGCAAGUCCUUCCUGGAAGCGAUGGCUUCUGAGCGCCAGGACUUGGCGAAGCAAGGCUUGCUGGAGGUUCUGCAGCCGCUUUCCUAUGGCGGAGCCUUUGCCAAGGUCCACGCAUGGGACGAGAGUUUGGGAUACGCGAAGGUGCUCCUCCUGGAUGGCGACGUGCUUGUCAAAGGUGAUCUGCAAGGCCUCCUGAAGCAAGCGCCAAUCAGUGCUUCCAAAGAUUUGGCGGACGCUUUCAACUACGGAGUCAUCUUGCUGAAGCCCAACAAUACAAUCCACAGAGACUUAGUCACUUUGCUGACGCAAGCCACCCGUGAGGACUUACGUCGGUAUAACAAACGGAGGGCAAAUGAAGUGGGGCUUUGUGACCAGACCCUGGUGGCAGGGCGGUUGGCUGAGACGCAGAAGGUCUACUUCUUCGAGGACCUGCGAAGAUCCUCCCGUCAGAGCCCGGAGAAGUGGCUGAUGUCCACGGAGUACAACCUUGUGGUUUCUUACCGGGCCAAAGAGCGAUGUGAGCUGCCUGGUGAGCGCAAGAGGGUGGACAAGGCUCGCAUCAUUCACUUUGCCAACAACUGGCUAAACUUCGAGACCUUGGCGAAGGACCGGGACUCACCUGGGCGGAUUGAUUCGCCUCGCUGCUACAAGGCAGCUUUCCGCUACUGGCACGACGUGUACCAACACGCGCUGCGUCUGGCUGACAGGAGCUCAGACGCCCAGCCACCAUCUUAUGCACCCGUGGAUUUCCAUGCAGACAAUGGGCUUGCGAGGCCGGAAGAAGUCCAGGCCGUUUUCCUGGACUUCCAGUGA
Molecule: messenger RNA, 2475 nt
Organism: Symbiodinium pilosum
Lineage: Eukaryota; Dinophyceae; Suessiales; Symbiodiniaceae
Source: the annotation of a GenBank genome assembly